CGCCCCUGCAGUGUAGCGCCUUCCACCGCCCCCCUGGCCUGGGGUCCCCUGGCUUCCCUCCGGGCGCGGCCUCAUGGCCGGGGCUCAGCGCUUUCGGUUCCGGGAGAAGCCCGGCCCUGGAACGGACGGGGCGGUGCUGGAGCUCUGCGUCCCGCAGGUCCUGCAUGCCCAAUAUGGGAUGUAUGUUUGGCCCUGUGCUGUAGUCCUGGCCCAAUACCUGUGGUUUCACAGAAGAUCUCUACCAGGCAAAGCUGUCUUAGAGAUUGGAGCUGGAGUGAGCCUUCCAGGGAUUUUGGCUGCCAAAUGUGGUGCUAAAGUAAUACUAUCCGACAACUCAGAGCUGCCCCACUGUUUGGACAUCUGCAGGCAAAGCUGCCAACUGAACCACCUGUCCCAGGUACAGGUUGUGGGGCUGACGUGGGGCCACAUCACUAAGGACCUCCUGUCUUUGCCACCACAAGACAUCAUUCUUGCAUCUGAUGUGUUCUUCGAACCAGAAGACUUUGAAAGCAUUUUAGCCACAGUAUACUUCCUGAUGCAGAGGAACCCCAAAGUUCAGUUUUGGUCUACCUACCAGGUCAGAAGUGCUGACUGGUCACUUGAAGGCUUGCUCUACAAGUGGGACAUGAAAUGUGUCCACGUUCCUCUGAAGUCUUUUGAGGCAAACAAGGAAAACAUAGCAGGGUCUACCCUCCCAGGAAGACACACUAUCGAGAUGCUGGUGGUCUCCUUGUCGAAGAACAGCUUCUGAAUUAGUGUCAAGUCCGACAGUCAAGGUUGUAAGCAGAUGCACGCAAUGGGCCUGAAGAUGGAUUUAAGACUUUGAUGUCACACUCACGGGCAAUGUUAUUUUUAACAAAUUAAAACACUUGAAACAA
Cricetulus griseus (Chinese hamster) is the source of this 878-nucleotide messenger RNA. NCBI's taxonomy places the organism in Eukaryota, Metazoa, Chordata, Mammalia, Rodentia, Cricetidae. The record is from RefSeq and is a predicted model, not a curated record.